CCUGUGAUGCAAUCUGCCCACUAGAGGGCUGCGAGUCCUGACCAGGGGUAGCCUAUAAAUGCUGGGCCCACACAGCACUGUCAAACCCCUCUGUGUGACUUCUCGGCUUGGACAGACCCCAGGAACAUAGAGGACAAAAUGUCGUCACUGAUGGAAUGCAGCUUUGAGACCAUCAUUAACAUAUUCCACCAGUACUCCGUGCGCCUGGGGCACCCUGACAGGCUGAACCAGAGAGAGUUCAAACAGCUGGUGAAAAAGGAGCUGCCCAACUUCCUCAAGAAGCAGAAGAGGAAUGAGGCAGCCAUCAACAAGAUCAUGGUGGAGCUGGACACAGAUGGAGACAAGGACCUGACCUUCGAGGAGUUCGCCGUCCUGAUUGGCAGGCUGACGGCGGCGUCCCACGAGGAGAUGCACAGGACCGCGCCCCCAGGGGAAGGCCACAGCCACGGGCCAGGUUUCGGGGAGAGCACUGGCACGUGCCAAAGCCAAGGUGGCCCCGGCCAAACCCAAGAUGGCCACGGCCAUGGCCACAGCCAUGGUGGCCACGGCCAUAGCCACAACCACUAAUCAGGAGGCCAGGCCACGCUGUCCCUGCCCAUCUAGGGCCCCAGGGCUGCAUGCCACAUCGCCUCAGCUGCGGGGCUGGGGACAGGGGUGAAAUAAAGUGUUCCUCCAAGCCA
Messenger RNA from Hipposideros armiger (great roundleaf bat), 680 nucleotides. RefSeq names its product S100 calcium binding protein A9 (gene S100A9). Gene Ontology annotation, cellular component: extracellular exosome; cytoplasm; nucleus. The transcript is spliced from 3 exons. Gene Ontology annotation, biological process: regulation of integrin biosynthetic process; neutrophil chemotaxis; antimicrobial humoral immune response mediated by antimicrobial peptide. Bases 139 to 567 code for a protein of 142 amino acids. The record is from RefSeq and is a predicted model, not a curated record. Gene Ontology annotation, molecular function: calcium-dependent protein binding; calcium ion binding. NCBI's taxonomy places the organism in Eukaryota, Metazoa, Chordata, Mammalia, Chiroptera, Hipposideridae.